AUGACAGAUGGACCCUGGGAUCGUAGUACUCGUCAAAACCUACAUUUUAUUGUCCCAUUUGGACGGAAUGAAAAUUUUGUCGGCAGGGAUGCCAUCUUAACACAGCUUCUCGAAAGAGUUCACCCAGCCGCCUAUAAAGACACCUGCCAGAGGACUGCGAUCGUGGGUCUUGGAGGAAUUGGCAAGAAACAAGUUGCAAUCGAAGCCGCUUAUCUUGUCCGCGAUGCACAUCCUUCAUGCUCGGUGUUCUGGGUACUUGCUGUGGAUAUGAGCAUGUUCGAGAGGGCGUAUCGCGACAUCGGUCAGAAGCUUGAGAUUCAAGGCAUCGAAGACGACCAAGCAGACGUCAAAAGCUUAGUCAAGACUGCAUUAGAGCCAGACGACAUUAAGAGCUGGCUUCUUAUUGUCGACAACGCUGACGACAUGGAUCUGCUGUUCACCAGUUCCAAGCUGAUGACAUAUCUCCCUUCCAGUCGGAGGGCUCUAUUCUGCUUACAACCCGAACCCACAUAG
Messenger RNA from Colletotrichum higginsianum IMI 349063, 513 nucleotides. Its product is annotated as Kinesin light. Bases 1 to 513 code for a protein of 170 amino acids. The record is from RefSeq and is a predicted model, not a curated record. The transcript has a single exon. NCBI's taxonomy places the organism in Eukaryota, Fungi, Ascomycota, Sordariomycetes, Glomerellales, Glomerellaceae.